UCAGCUGUGUCUUCUUCUUCUUCUUCUUCUUCUUCUUCUGUUAGUUUGAAUCCAUUAAGGCAAAGUAGUAGAGAUGUCAGGACCUCAAUGCUGUGAAAACCCACCUGCCCUGAACCCAAACUCUGGGGAAGGGACUGUUGAAGAAUUUGGAGGACUCAAGAGCUACCUCACUGGUUCAUUGGAAGCCAAGGCUACUGUCCUUCUUGUCUCUGACAUAUUUGGAUUUGAAGCGCCAAACUUGAGGAAGCUUGCAGACAAAAUUGCAGUCACUGGAUAUUUUGUGGUGGUUCCUGAAUUCAUGCAUGGGGAUCCCUAUGACCCUGAAGAUGCUGCGAGACCUCUAAUGGUCUGGUUACAAGAUCAUGCAGUGGAUAAGGGAUUCGAGGAGGCUGUACCAAUUGUUGAAGCUAUAAAAAGUAAAGGCUUUUCCACAAUUGGGGCUGCCGGAUUUUGCUGGGGCGGCAAGGUGGCUGUGGAACUAGCAAAGGCAGGUUACAUCCAAGCUGCAGUGCUUUGCCAUCCUACAUUUGUCACUGUAGAUGACAUCAAGGAGGUUAAGGCUCCCAUUGCAGUACUUGGAGCUGAAAUUGACCACAUCUCUCCACCAGAACUUGUAAAACAAUUUGAGGGAGCUAUGUUGGUUGAUGGAUACGUGAAAAUAUUCCCUGGGGUAGAACAUGGAUGGACAACGAGAUACGAUGUUGCCGAUGCAGAAGCUGUGAAAAAUGCCGAGGAAGCCCACAAGCACAUGUUGGACUGGUUUGUUAAGUAUGUCAAGUGAAGAGAAGAUAUGAAGAGCAUAUAUAUAGGAGGAGAAACUAUUCUUGAGUGUUUUUGUCAGUCCUAAUGUUUUGAUGUUAUCUGUUUUCCCUGAGAACAUUGUUGUUACUAGUGUUAAAUCAUAUGUGUAAUAAUAAUGGUUCAUGUUGCUGCCGAAAA
Messenger RNA from Macadamia integrifolia, 939 nucleotides. Its product is annotated as endo-1,3;1,4-beta-D-glucanase-like. The coding region runs from base 74 to 781 and encodes 235 amino acids. The record is from RefSeq and is a predicted model, not a curated record. Lineage: Eukaryota; Viridiplantae; Streptophyta; Magnoliopsida; Proteales; Proteaceae. Gene Ontology annotation, molecular function: hydrolase activity. The transcript is spliced from 7 exons.